This is a messenger RNA of Xenia sp. Carnegie-2017, 1200 nucleotides long. RefSeq names its product 14-3-3 protein beta/alpha-like. The transcript is spliced from 5 exons. Gene Ontology annotation, biological process: signal transduction. NCBI's taxonomy places the organism in Eukaryota, Metazoa, Cnidaria, Anthozoa, Malacalcyonacea, Xeniidae. The coding region runs from base 133 to 879 and encodes 248 amino acids. The record is from RefSeq and is a predicted model, not a curated record. Gene Ontology annotation, cellular component: cytoplasm.
UUUUUCAGGGUCAUCACGCGUGCAUUGUGAAUAUAUUUGAAGACGACUUUCUGUCUUUCCGCAAACUUUGUUAGCUUAUACUGAAUCUUUAGUUUUCUUCUUUUAUUGCCCUUUAAUUUGUCAGUGAUUGCCAUGAACAACAUCGAGAAGCUUGUGGCAAAAGCCAAGAUUGCCGAACAGGCUGAACGAUACGAUGACAUGGCCGAAGCCAUGAAGGAAAUAACGAAGACGGGUCAUAGUUUGAGUCCAGAGGAGAGAAAUCUCCUGUCAGUCGCCUAUAAAAAUGUUGUUGGAGCUAGAAGAUCCUCAUGGCGAGUUGUUUCAAGUAUAGAAGCCAAGACAGACAAUCCUGAUAGGAAAAAAGAAUUGGCAAAGAAGUAUAAGGAGAAAAUUGAAAAAGAAUUACAAGAUGUCUGUAAUGUCGUACUGGAGUUAUUGGACAAGCAUUUAAUAGAAGUGGCGAAAUCAAAGUCUGACAAUGAAGCAACCGUUUUUUACUUGAAAAUGAAGGGCGACUAUUAUCGAUAUCUUGCCGAGGUUGAAAACAAUCAGGAAAGCGAUGCAAAGAAAGAAGUUGUUGAAAAGUCGGAGGAUGCCUACAAGGAAGCUUAUGAAUUGGCUAAAACGGUGCUUGCUUCUACCCAUCCAAUCAGGCUUGGUCUUGCUUUGAAUUUCUCUGUCUUCUACUUUGAAAUUAAAGGUGAUGAGAAAGAGGCUUGUGAACUUGCUAAGCAGGCUUUUGAUAGUGCAAUUGCAGAAUUGGAUGAACUUAAAGAAGAUUCUUACAAAGAUAGUACACUUAUCAUGCAAUUGCUUAGAGACAAUCUUACCUUAUGGAAGAGUGAGCCUCAAGGGGAUGAAAAUGGUGAUGAUCAAUAGCUGUUGUAGACACAUAUAUACAGUUAUACUUAAAAAACCACUAAACUGUUAGUUGACUUAUUUGUGUGUACUGAAAUCCAAAUCUCUAGCUGUUCAGCCAAACUCUCAAAGACAAAGUACAGUUUAAUAAAAGCAUGCUAUGUCAUAUUUUUAGUUAUAAGUAAAAUGAUGUAGCAUGCUUAAGAAUGACAAUUUGGUCUCUAGUGUUUGGAUUAUAUGUACACCAUCAUUUUCACUGACGUGGUCUGUAAAUUGUGAACUCCCUUGCAUGCAAAAUAAUGAUUUUGUGAUACUGUAUUAAAAAUUUCUUCCAUAUCACAA